AUGGCGCCGGGCAAAGCAGCAGCUCAGUCCUGUGGUCUCUUGUUCGAGAAUGACACGUUUGAGGCAGAUGCUGGCGGCGGCGAGGAUGUCGCUGCCGAGCUGCAGGCCGCCCAGGUGCAGCUGGAGCUGGCGGACAGCGACAGAGCAGCGCUGGCGGCACGAGCCGGCAGGCUGGAGGCGGAGCUUGCGGGCUCCCAGUGCCGGCUGCACGAUGCGCUCGAGGUGUUGGAGGGGGUGCUGGGGGAGCGCUCCGCGCUGCUGCGGCACACGCGGGAGCUGCAGGAGCAGCUGGCGGCGGCGCUGGAGGAGCGGCGGUGCAGCAGGCGGGAGGCGGGCUCCGCGGGAGGCUCGCCGGCGGCGGCCACGCCGCGGCAGCAGCUACGUCAGGAGCUGGCGCUGGCUCAGGCACAGCUGAGCGAGUUGCGGCAGGCGGCGCAGGCGUGGGAGGCGGAGCGGCAGCAGCUGCUGGUGGAGGCGGAGGAGGAGCGGCAGCAGCUGCAGGAGGGGCUGGCCGAGGCGCUGACGCAGGCCAGCUGCGCGCAGAGGGAGGCAGACGCCGCCGCCGAGCGCGCGUCCCAUUGGUGCUCCCUGGCCCUGGUGCUCCAGCGCUCGGCUCUGCUUCCCGACAGCCCCGCUCAGGCAGGCCCUGGCCUCGCCUCCCCCGCCUCCCUCGCCUCCCUCGCCUCACUGCACUCACCGGCCGGCACCAGCGCCAGCGGUACAACCAGCGCCGCAGGCAGCUGCAGCAGGGAGGUCGUUGGCGCGCUGCCCGGCGGGCGGCGGCGCUCUCCAGCGCUGCCUGCAUCGGCGCCGCGCCUUGCUGCCAGCUCCAGCUGUGGCGACCUGGACCCAGCUAGAAAGACGGUGGAGCCCAGCGCCAGCCUGAUUGCAGCCUUCCAUGCCGUGGCCGCAUGCGAGUCGGCGGAGCAGCUGCAAGGCAGCCCGGUGCUGCAGGCCUGCCCUUCCCCUGCGGCCCGGCGGCAGGCCAGGGCCAGGGCGCAGUCGUGCAGCAGCCCCGUGGGACCCGCAGCUGGAGCGGUGGCGAGGCUGCGCAGCGCGAGCUCGCCGGGCUGCCUGCUGGCGGGCAGCGCUGACCUGGCGCCCGGCUCCCACCUGUCGCUGCUGCACCGGCUGCCCACGCCGGGGCUGUCGCUGGACAGCAGCCUGGGGGCAGGGCACAGCCCCAUGCUGUCCACGCCCUCGCCCUUUUCGGCGCCGCCGCUGGGCGCAGUGCCUCCCUCGCUGCCGCCUGCCCGCGCCUGGCCGCCGCUCGCUUCUGGAGGGUCCUUGGAGGCUGAAAGCGUGGCGGCGCUCUCUGGGGAGCGGCGCCUGGGCAGCCUACGCACCAGCACCACCAGCAGUGCAGGAGGCGAGGAGGAGCUGGGGCUAGGCGUGUCUAUCAGCCUGGCCCUCCCGCCGCCGCAGGCUGUGGCGGGUCCCAUCCAGCCUGUCACCGCUAAGCGCCAAGGCUUCUUCUUCAGCCGCCUACUGUGCGCCAGCAGCCUGCCGCCUGAGCAGGCGGCAGAGCGGCAGAGCCGGCGGGACUGA
Molecule: messenger RNA, 1548 nt
Organism: Chlorella variabilis
Lineage: Eukaryota; Viridiplantae; Chlorophyta; Trebouxiophyceae; Chlorellales; Chlorellaceae
Product: expressed protein
Exons: 6
Coding region: 1-1548 (515 amino acids)
Source: RefSeq, a predicted model, not a curated record